This is a messenger RNA of Drosophila serrata, 1408 nucleotides long. RefSeq names its product golgin subfamily A member 7. Gene Ontology annotation, biological process: peptidyl-L-cysteine S-palmitoylation; protein targeting to membrane. The record is from RefSeq and is a predicted model, not a curated record. NCBI's taxonomy places the organism in Eukaryota, Metazoa, Arthropoda, Insecta, Diptera, Drosophilidae. Gene Ontology annotation, cellular component: palmitoyltransferase complex.
GGUCACACCGUUGAAAACCUGCAAUAUUAGCAACAAUAUCAAGCAUUUGUCUUUUUAUUAACUUGCAGCAAUAAAAGAGCGACUCCAGGCACUUCCAGGCCACCCAAGGUUUUUCUACUCCAAGCUAAUCAGAGACAUCAUGUCCCAGGGCGGCGGCGGCGGCAGUGGCACUCCGGCGGGCGGCAAUCCCACGGCGCUCCAGGGCGUUGGCGGGGGCGUGGUCUUCAGUAAGGUCUUUAUACAGCGGGAUUAUAGCGAGGGCACCUCCGUGAAGUUCCACACGCGGUUACCUGCGGAACUGGACGGCAUGAUCGAGCGACACGUCUUCGAGGCCACCAUUAACAGGCUAAACGAAUUCUACGCCGAGGCGGAGGAGGGAUCCUGUGGCACCUAUUGCGAGGGCUGCAUUGGCUGCAUCACAGCCUACUUGAUCUACAUGUGCUCCGAAACGCACUACGAAAAGACCCUUCGCAAGAUAUCCAAAUUUGUGGCUUCCCAAAACGAACGCAUUUACAACCCCAAGGGCCUGCAACUGAUCGAUCCGACGUAUCGGGGUCUUCGCGUCAUAGAGAUUACAAUAUUCGACCGUCCGGGGCGAACGUGACUUCCGCUUUCCCAUUCGGCCAACGAGUUUUUCAUGUGAGAUCAACCAGCCACAGUCGCAUCAACAGGAGGAGCAUAAGGAUGAGAGAGGAGUGCGUUUCAGCAAAUAUCAAGCAAAAGUCAGCGCCAUUGUGUGUGUUUCCAAAAAGUUAAGAAGAAAAAGAAAACAACAAAGCUGUGGAAUCAGCUAAAGCUUUAUAACCUAUAACCGUAAUAUCUUGGCGGCGCAGCGGCCAGAGCGUGUUCCGGGGCAUGCGACUUAGUCACCGGUGUGCUGGGAGCACACCGCCUCCGCUGUAGCCACGUACGAUAUGCUAGAUUAGCCGUUAAUAAUUAGCCAAGGCAGGAUACGGCCAGUUAGUUAGUAUUUAUGCAUUAUCAGGCAGCGCCGGCGCGUUGGCGCUUAGUUCGUAGUCAUGUAAGUGAAAAGCUACCGAAACUGCAUUUUGAGCCGAGGCGAGCAUCAACAUAUACACACAUUCGCAUAUGUUACCAUUGUUCCAGCGAUAAUUAAUUGAUUUUUAAUUGAAAAUUGUAUACAUCUUGAUUGUACGUAGUCGUUACUAACAAUUCGCUUGUCAAAUGUUUUCAUUUACAUACAUAAUCGCAUAGUUUUGGGCUUAAUCAGACAAGGCAUAGGCAUAACGUUUUCUAUACAAACUCUUACCGAUUUCAAUCAGCGCCAAAUGAACUUACCCAUUAAACAAGUGAAGAAUUGUUCGAUUUUUAAUAUGAAUAAGCAACCUUGAUUAACAUAGUUGUCUAUCUUAUAAGAUAAAAUAUAUAUUGCCGUCAUAUAAACGAA